AUGGCGGAUCUCCCAAAGGAGCGAUUGGAUGGAUCGCAUGCAUUUGAAGUCACUGGCAUUGAUUUUUGUGGGCCAUUCUUUUACAAGCCGGAAGUGCGAAACAAGGCCCCAGUGAAAUGCUACGUUUGCGUCUUUAUCUGCUUCGCAACAAAGGCCAUUCACUUGGAGUUGAUCAGGGAUCUCUCAACAGUAUCAUUUCUGCAUGGCCUCAAGAGAUUUAUAUGCACCAGGAGAAGACCGCGGCAGAUUUGGUCGGACAAUGCAACCAACUUUGUCGGUGCACGCAAUGAGCUGCUUGAGUUGAGACGCUUGUUCCUCAGCGACGAGCAUCAGAAAGCGACGUUGGACUUUUGCCUAGCGGAGCUUAUUGAUUGGCGCUUUAUUCUUCCCAGAUCGCCGCAUUUUGGUGGUCUCUGGGAAGCAGCGGUGAAGACGGCGAAGUACCAUUUCUACCGCGCUAUUGGACCUUCAGUGCUGGCCUUCGACGAGCUGCGGACUCUUCUGUGCCAUAUUUCGGCAGUAGUUAACUCUCGGCCUUUAGUCUCAAUUUCAGAAAAUCCCGCUGAUCUGGAUGUGCUAACGCCAGCCCACUUUCUGAAUGGUGGUCCACCAUCCUCAUUCAUCGAGCCGGAUGUGACCGCCCUUAACUUCAAUCGCAAGUCUUCUGGACCCGAUGGAAGGAAGAAUAUCUGA
Molecule: messenger RNA, 693 nt
Organism: Drosophila ficusphila
Lineage: Eukaryota; Metazoa; Arthropoda; Insecta; Diptera; Drosophilidae
Exons: 2
Coding region: 1-693 (230 amino acids)
Biological process (GO): DNA integration
Molecular function (GO): nucleic acid binding
Source: RefSeq, a predicted model, not a curated record